AUGGGUGAGGAUGAGAGCCUCAAAACUUCCCACACCGUGCUCAAAGCCUCAGUGCCACAGAACACUCCGGGGAAAAAUGGGAUUCCGAAAUGUGGAACAGUGGAAUCUGCUACUUCAUUAUUCAUUGGACCGGCGGAGAUGGAAAUGGGUUCAACUCACCAGUGUGAUGUCUCUGACGAAAGCGCCAUGGAAUUUUGCGUCCAACACCAUGUCCUUGUUGUAGAUAAUAUCCUGGACCGUACCACGAGAGCAGAACUUCCACAGUAA
Messenger RNA from Haemonchus placei, 267 nucleotides. The record is from the annotation of a GenBank genome assembly. Lineage: Eukaryota; Metazoa; Nematoda; Chromadorea; Rhabditida; Trichostrongylidae.